CGUAGAAGGAUGAACUCCACCGCCGGUCGGGAUCUCGUAGUGUCCGCUGGAGCUGUCAGCAGUAACCCCGGAGCAGCAUCAUCCAGAGUCCUGCAUGUGGAGCUCACAUCACAACAGAGGCGUUUACGUCACUUGCGGAGCAUAGCAGCCCGUAACAUUGUGAACAAGAAUGGCUCUCCUCUUCUUGACACUUACUUCACCCUUCACCUCUGCCAGGAAGAUCGGAUAUCACGAGAUUUUUAUAAGAGUGAAGUCAUCCGAGACUCAUUGAACCCAACAUGGCGGAGCUUAGAUUUCGCAAUGCUUCCGGAUCUCUUGGACAUGUCUGUGUCGUGUUUUGUGGUGAGAAUAUGGGGUGGGAGGGAAGAACAGUACCAACUGCUUAUUGAGUGGAAGGUCAACCUUGAUGGGCUCAGAUAUACAGGACAACAGAUUCGCUCCAGAAAUCCAAAUGAGAUCAUCUUUGGACUGAACGAUGGCUACUAUGCAGCUGAGUUUGAUCAGAAGGAAAGUUCUGACAGGAAGAAGAACAGUUUGCUUCAGGUGGACCAGAGCUCUGUCAGAAACUCCUACAGUGUUUUCUCUUUACUGAGGCUGCACACGGCCCAGAGAGCCAUUAAGCAGACUCAGGUGACUGUUCAGAAGAUCGGGAAGGAAAUUGAAGAGAAACUGAGGACAACAGCGUCCUGCACAGAAAAGAAGAAAGAGAGGGAGUGUAUGCACCUACGUAUCGGGAUUCUGAGGUGCGAGUUGGAGAGACAGAGGAAAGCGCUGGCGAGAGAACUGGACAUGAUGCAGAAAGAGAGAGCGCAGCUUGUAAAGAAAGAGGAGGCGUCGUCUACCAAGCAUCAGGGUCUGGAGUCUGAGCGCAAGUCUUUGACGGAGUUACAGAAGGAAUGCACUGCCAAAAGAGAGCUGUUUCUAAAAUCCAAUGCCCAGCUCACCUUCCGCUGUCGUCAGCUUAUAUCAGAGCUGUCCUACAUUUAUCCCAUUGAUGUGAACAAUCAGAAUGAUUAUGUGAUUUGUGGUGUCAAACUGCCCAAUUCGGAAGACUUUCAAGCAAAGGAUGAUGGGAGUGUUGCGGUGGCUCUGGGUUACACGGCACACCUGGUGCUGAUGAUAUCGAACUUCCUGCAGAUUCCACUCAGGUAUCCAGUCAUCAACAAGGGUUCCCGCUCCUCCAUCAAGGACACCAUCACUGACAAACUCACAGAGAAGGAGAGAGAGUUCCCUCUUUUCCCCAGAGGAGAGCGUUUCCAGUUUGAAUACGGUGUCUAUUUGCUCAACAAAAACAUCGCCCAGUUGAGGUACCAGCAUGGGCUCUCUACCCCAGAUCUACGUCAGACUUUACCCAAUCUGAAGAACUUCCUAGAGCAUGGACUACUUGUACGAUGUGACAGGCACCAUGUCUCCAUGUCCAUCCCCGUCCCACUGAAGUCUCAUUUCAGCGUUUCCACCGCAUCCGAAGUGGGGUUUCCGAACCUUUCCAGCUCCCCUGAACGGGACGUCCAGAAGUGGGCCAGCUCAGAUGCGGAUAAACAGAAAUGCCAAACCCCUCCACCUAGUUACAACACAGCCAUGACUGAGCCUGAUCCCAUGACCACUCCGGAAGUCCCAUCAGUGCCAUCCACAGAGAUUGCGAGCAUUGAAGAAGGUAAGACUGUGGAUACACAUGGGGAUGGAGAGACUGUGUCCGAGGCACAUACGGAAAAGCCUCUGGAAAUACCUACGGACAUAGCCAGUACAUUACCGUCUGACUCUGUCCCUCAGCACUCAGGAGCCAUGAACGGCUCGGUCGUGCCCAGCGAGGGUAUAGGUUUGGGUGUUGCGGGCGCAGCCGAACUGUGCUGCUCCGUGGAGCAGGCGGAGGAAAUUAUGGGCACUGAAGCCACAGGGCUGGGAUUGGGACUAGGAUUUGGGUUGGGAUUGGGAGGUGGCGCCAGACUGGAUGAUUUCCCGUGUAUCCCCGUGGAGCACGCGGUUGCGGUUGAGUGUGACGAACAGGUUUUGGGAGAGUUCGACGCUGCUGGGAUCGAGGAGGUCUCGCGGCGCAUCUAUGCACUAGAAAACAUGUCUAGUUUCCGACGGCCCCGGAAGAACUCAGAAAAAUGACUGGGAUAUGGGACAUGGGCCUGGAGAAACGGGUCGGAGGGUGACUGGUGUCCAAGUUGGUCAGUGACGGUUGAGCCUGUGUAAUAUUUCAUCCUGACUGCAACAAGUAUAGACAUUACAUAAAGAAAUAUAUUAUUAUUAAUAUUGUUAUAAUAAUUAUUAAUAUCAUUAGGAAAAAUCUGGAAUAUUGACCAAUUUGCACUUCUCGAAGCAUUUCUAUAAUCCCUUAAAGUGAAAUAAAGAGAAUGUUUGGUUGAAAUGCUUGCUGGAUGUCUUUCUGGGGUGUAUGGCUGUGCAGUCUUAAUUAAUUCUACCCCCAAAAAAUGACAAUUCUGUCAUUAUUUACUCACUUUCAUGUCUUUCCAAACC
Messenger RNA from Sinocyclocheilus grahami, 2481 nucleotides. Its product is annotated as UV radiation resistance-associated gene protein-like. Gene Ontology annotation, cellular component: lytic vacuole; endosome. The record is from RefSeq and is a predicted model, not a curated record. Bases 10 to 2112 code for a protein of 700 amino acids. NCBI's taxonomy places the organism in Eukaryota, Metazoa, Chordata, Actinopteri, Cypriniformes, Cyprinidae. Gene Ontology annotation, molecular function: SNARE binding. Gene Ontology annotation, biological process: SNARE complex assembly. The transcript has 15 exons.